UGUUGACCAUGGUAGUCACGACCUUACAACGAAGAAAUAUUUUCUGACGCCUGCCAACAUCGCUGGUCUCAGGACAGUUACAUUUUAGAACCCGAUUUUACCAUCGUUUCGAUAGUAAAAUGGCAGAAUCGAAAUCCGAGACUGAAUUUAAGAUCCAGCCUGAAGCUAUUUCGGCUAGCAAAAUCAACACCGAAGAAUGGCCUUUGCUGUUGAAAAACUUUGACAAGCUUCUUGUCCGUACUGGCCACUAUACCCCUAUUCCAUGUGGUAGCAACCCUUUGAAACGCCCAAUUGCUGACUAUGUUUCAUCUGGUGUAAUGAACCUGGACAAACCAGCAAACCCAUCUUCUCACGAAGUUGUCGCCUGGGUGAAAAAAAUUCUUCGUGUAGAGAAGACUGGCCACAGUGGUACUUUGGAUCCCAAAGUCACUGGUUGCUUGAUUAUUUGCAAUGACCGUGCCACUCGUCUUGUCAAAUCUCAACAAAGUGCUGGUAAAGAGUAUGUUUGUAUUUUGCGUCUUCACGAUGCUAUCGAGAACGAGCGCAAGCUUGCUUCCUCUAUUGAAACUCUCACCGGUGCUUUGUUUCAGCGUCCUCCUUUAAUUUCAGCUGUUAAACGUCAAUUGCGUAUUCGUAGCAUUUACGAGUCCAAGUUGAUUGAAUUUGAUCAAGACAGAAACCUUGCCAUCUUUUGGGCUAGUUGCGAAGCUGGUACUUACAUGCGUACCCUCUGUGUUCACCUUGGUCUGUUGCUUGGUGUUGGUGCUCAUAUGCAAGAACUUCGUCGUGUUCGUUCUGGUUGUUUGUCUGAAAACGACGACAUAGUCACCAUGCACGAUAUCUUGGAUGCUCAAUGGGUUUACGAUAACACUCGUGAUGAAUCUUACUUGCGUCGCGUCAUUCGCCCAUUGGAGUCUCUCCUUGUUGGCUAUAAGCGUGUUGUCGUCAAAGACAGUGCUGUUAAUGCUGUUUGCUACGGUGCCAAGUUGAUGAUUCCUGGUCUUCUCCGCUAUGAAUCUGGCAUCGAGGUUAAUGACGAAGUCGUCCUUAUGACUACUAAAGGUGAAGCUAUUGCUGUUGGUAUUGCUCAAAUGUCUACUGUUGAGCUUUCAACUUGCGACCAUGGCGUUGUUGCCAAGGUCAAGCGUUGUAUCAUGGAACGUGAUCUCUAUCCCAGACGUUGGGGUCUUGGACCUCAAAGCAUGAAGAAGAAGAGUAUGAAGAAGGAAGGUAAGCUUGAUAAGUAUGGCCGUCCCAACGAGAAUACUCCUUCCGACUGGUCCAAGAGCUACGUUGAUUACAAUGAUCCUAAUGCUCCUGUUCCUACCCCAGCAGUCGCCCCUACACCAGUUCCCGAGACUGUUCCUGAGCAUGCUCCUGCUGUCGAAGCUGAUGCUGAAAAGAAGGAUGAGUCUACUAAGAAGCGUAAGACUGAAUCUGAAGACGAAGAGGCCGCUAAGAAGGAAGAGAAACGGCGGAAGAAGGAAGAAAAGAAGGAGAAGAAGGAAAAGAAGGAAGAUAAGAAGGAGAAAAAGGAGAAGAAAGACAAAAAGGAAAAGAAAAAGUCUGAGUAAAGAUGCUGAAGGAAUGUGAAUUAUUCAAUCACGCGAAAGGAAUUAAUAAUUCUAUAUUGUUUGGUUUAAGGGUCUUUUUGGAAAAUUUGCUUUGACAGUCUUUCUAGCGGUGUAAGUUUAACAAUAAAAAACUUCUGCUUUCAUAACUUUUCUGUUCUCGUCAAGAUCACGAGGAUCUUUUGUGUUUCUUAUGCUCCUUUUGACUUAUUUAAAAAGAAACAUUUGAGUUAAGCCUACUCACUAGUUUAUAAUAACAAUAUUUGAAAGUUUUUGGAUAUUAUGCUUGACGUCCUUUGUAGAGACCAUAGAAAAUAUAAUUAACUGGACAAGAAAGGAAAUUCUUGUAUAUAUAUAUAUAUGUAAUACAUUCAUAAAAC
This is a messenger RNA of Schizosaccharomyces octosporus yFS286, 1951 nucleotides long. Its product is annotated as pseudouridylate synthase. Gene Ontology annotation, molecular function: pseudouridine synthase activity; RNA binding. Gene Ontology annotation, cellular component: box H/ACA snoRNP complex. The coding region runs from base 120 to 1574 and encodes 484 amino acids. NCBI's taxonomy places the organism in Eukaryota, Fungi, Ascomycota, Schizosaccharomycetes, Schizosaccharomycetales, Schizosaccharomycetaceae. The transcript has a single exon. The record is from RefSeq and is a predicted model, not a curated record. Gene Ontology annotation, biological process: rRNA pseudouridine synthesis; snRNA pseudouridine synthesis; box H/ACA sno(s)RNA 3'-end processing.